Molecule: messenger RNA, 1879 nt
Organism: Phoenix dactylifera (date palm)
Lineage: Eukaryota; Viridiplantae; Streptophyta; Magnoliopsida; Arecales; Arecaceae
Source: RefSeq, a predicted model, not a curated record
GUACCGAGUCGCAGUCCGACUAGAAUCGGGCUGAGCGUGGAAGUAUCUAUUUAAGGCCGUUACCUGCGCCGAAAACAGCGUAGAGAUCGUCUCUCCUGCCUCUCUCUCUCUCUCAAACCCUAGGUUUUGGCUUGGCUGCAAGCGACCAAUCCCUCCUGCAAGCGAUAUUCUUAUUCUCCUCUCUCUGUUAUCGAUUGUGUUAAUUUCGUCAGUACAUAUCAGGAUUGGUGGUCAGGGUUUUACUGCUCUGAUUUGCUGGGUACUUCCUGCAAGUCAAAUCCAGAGAUGGCAUUCCCAACUGCAACUCCUGUGCGUACCCCAAGUCCACAAGAAGUUGGCAGUGCAUUUAUCAAACAGUAUUACCCAAUUCUUCAUCGAGGGCCAGAAAGUGCCUACAAAUUCUAUCAGGACUCUAGCAUUAUUAGUCGUCCUGAUUCCAAUGGAGUAAUGGCAUCAGCCACUACAACGCAAGCCAUCAAUGAUAUGAUAUUGUCAAUGGACUAUAAGAGAUAUGAAGUAAAGAUAUGGACCGCAGAUUCACAACCCUCAUACGAUGAGGGGGUGAUUGUCUUAGUUACUGGAUGCUUGAUUGGAACCGAUAAGAUCCCACGGAAAUUUACUCAAACAUUUUUUCUUGCCCCACAGAUGGGAGGUUUUUUCGUUCUUAAUGAUGUUUUUAGAUUUUUGGAUGAAAGCCAGCCAGAUGGAAUCAAUCAAAGUUUAGUUAGUACCACCAUAGAUGGUGCUGCGACUGAUUCAAAGCUGACUUUGGUGCAAGACAGUCAUGUACCAGACCCUGCAACUGUCAUUUCUGAGGCGAAGCUUGCCAGUGCUGAGGAAGCUUCUAUCCCAUCAGAAAAUGGAGGCCUAGUUGUUCAAGAUAAGGUUACUGUAGAUCCACCAGUUCAACCACAUAUAGCUUGUGAAAUAAGGACUUCCAUUGCUCAAGAAGAUGUGCCUAAGAAGUCCUAUGCAUCAAUUGUUAAAGAUAUGAAAGGAAGUGCAUCAAGUAAACCAGUUUAUGUUCCUACUACCAAGUUGCAGCCAGCCCCCACAAACCCUGAGAAACCAUUUAUACAAUCCACUGCUCCUAGUCUUACACCUGAAGUUCUUGCUAGAAAGAACGAUACAAUCUCUGAGAGCAGCAAUUCUAGCAAUUCCCAUGAAGGUCAUUCCAUUUAUAUUGGGAAUCUGCCCCUGAAUGCCACAGCUCGACAAGUCGAGGAGGAGUUUAAGAAAUUUGGACCUAUUAAACCUCGUGGUGUCCAAGUCAGGAUCCACAAGUUUGAGCACUUCUGCUUUGGGUUUAUUGAGUUUGAGUCACCAGAAUCCAUGAAAGCUGCAAUUGGGGCAUCACCUGUCAUGAUUGGAGACAAACUAGCUGUUGUCAGGGAAAAGAGACCCAAAACACGAGUUUCCAAUGGUGUUCUUAACAAUGGCUAUGGUGAUGGCGGCAAGGGAUACAAUCUUGCAGGAAGGGGUGGGUUCUGGAGUGAUAACUAUAGGGGGCGUGCAAGCUUCAAUGCCAACCAGGGAUAUGGAAAGAACGAGUUUAAGAAUUCGGGUGAGAAUUCAGGCCGCAGCCAGCAUCCUCCAUGCUAAAAGCAGUGGGUGGCAGGAUGAACCACCCUGAUGUGACAAAUCAAACUGCUGUUACAGCAUAAAAAGAUCAAGACAACAGAACACCUAGAUUAGAACAAGAAAAUGGUUACCUUUUUUCUUAAGAGUAGGAAAGAAUUUGUUCUUUGAUGAGGUAUAUGGCCAGUUUUAUCUGAUUAUUUGGUUACCAGACUGGACAACUAGUUCAUUUUUUGUAUCCAGGCUUUCUGCUCAAGAUUUUGGUAGCAAGGUGCUAUUAAUUAAAUUAAAUUUGCUUAAA